Messenger RNA from Annulohypoxylon maeteangense, 1350 nucleotides. RefSeq names its product DUF455-domain-containing protein. NCBI's taxonomy places the organism in Eukaryota, Fungi, Ascomycota, Sordariomycetes, Xylariales, Hypoxylaceae. Gene Ontology annotation, molecular function: 2 iron, 2 sulfur cluster binding. Bases 1 to 1350 code for a protein of 449 amino acids. The transcript has a single exon. The record is from RefSeq and is a predicted model, not a curated record.
AUGUCGGUCGUCGAUAUUGGUCGUUUAGCUGACCUCAAACACGCCAGGCACUCCGUAACCCUGUCCAAUGGCAAGCGCCUUGUCCUUUUCCGCCUACCGAAAAUUCAACCUUCGGAUGCGGUAGCGUUACCAGCUACGGAAAAGUCUGAUUCGUGGGCUUACUAUGCGAUGGAAGCAGAGUGUCCUCAUGCAGGCGGGCCUAUGACUGAAGCUCACAUAGAUAUCGAAGACUCGUCUUAUAUUGCUUCUUGCCCGUGGCACGCAUAUGACUUCAACGUAGAGACCGGUGAGUCCAGCUAUGGUAUCAAAACCUGCACCUUCCCGGUUGCCAUACAAGAUGGAAGGGUGAGCAUACAUGUCGCAGAGGCCGAAGGUUUACAUCUCUCCAAGAUCGAGCCUGUCAGCGAGAAAGUGAAAUUCAAGCAUGGCCCUAGAGUCGAGCCCUCAGGUGCCCCAACCUAUCUUGGCGAGGGUGCUUCUUUAUGUGAUUGGUGUGUUCACAUAUUGAAUACUUCUAACCCUGAGCAUAAGAUCGAACUCACCACACACCUCUUCUCUUUAUUCGCAACGCGUGAACAGUCUCCCUCUCCUAUGCAGGUCGGGGCUGGCAGUGCGACUCCUCCCCAAGAACCGCCAAGGCAGAACCUAACCCAGGUGAAACCGGGGCGUAUGCCUAAAUCUGGCAGGGGAGGGAAUGUUAAAAACAGGAUAAUGAUGCUCCACGCUCUCGCAAAUAUAGAACAAUGGGCUAUCGACCUCGCCAUCGAUAUUAUAGUCCGCUUCGCCUCCUUUCACACGAUCUCGCUAGACGGAAACGACAGUUCACAGAAGUUGCCACGAACGUUUUUCUACGACUGGUUGAAGGUCGCGAAUGAUGAGGCAAAACACUUCUCUCUUCUACGAGCGAGGCUCGAAGAGUUGGGAAGCUACUUCGGUGCACUUCCAGUUCACCAUGCUUUAUGGGAAUCGGCCGAGAGGACAGCGCACGACCUACGUGCUAGGAUAAGCGUCAUCGCACUCGUUCACGAAGCCCGGGGUCUCGAUGUCAAUCCCCUGACGAUCGAGAAAUUCCGAAAUGCCAAAGACGGCGAGAGCGUCGACGUCUUGAAUAUCAUCCAUAAUGACGAGAUCACACAUGUUACGACGGGACAUAGAUGGCUUACUUGGAUCUGUCAACAGGAAGGUACUGAUCCGGUACAAGUCUUCCGGAGCAAUGUGCAAAAACAUUUCAGAGGUGCUGUGAAGGGUCCGUUCAACGCUGAAGCCAGAGAGCAGGCCGGUAUGGAUAAGAGCUAUUACGAAGACCUCUAUGGGCAACCGUGGAAAGGAGAUGUGAUUGCUGGCGGCUGA